AUGCCGGCCCAAGAUGUCACGGUACCUCCCUCGGAAGCCGAGACUCGCCGUGCCCACGAUCCAUUUCAGGAAAGCGUGCUCUCUGGGCGUGCGCAGGUCUCGUCGAGAGGCUCCGAGACGACCCAACACCUGGCGUCGAGAAACGGCCGCACCAGGGAUUCCGGUUCAUCCACAAUUCCGCGAGAGAAUAUUUCUCAACACAUGGCGACCACAGCGACGGCCCAUGGUCUCGCCUCUCUAGAUUCACUCACUUCGUACGCUGCGCCGUUUUGGAUCCGGCACCUUGAGAUGUUGGAUUCCGUGGGUGCCACGCUGCUAGGCUUGUGCCCACAAUCAUGUAUUCUUUCGAAAUUGGCGAGGCGGCUCGGCGAUACAGGCCAGACGUGGCGGAAAUUCGGUGUCGUCCUGAGCAUCUGGCCAUCAAGUUCUCGUCCAGCAUGCCGCGGGUGGGUAGCCCGUUGCCAGAUAUGGAGCAUUGAAGGGAGCCCCGUCCAGGCCGCCGAUAUCCGAAUACUCUGUAAUCCCGACGAGAUAUGGUUGGUUGUCGUUAGCCGUCUUUCCAUUUCCGAAGAGGCCGCGUUUGCCAUAAUCGACGACACGAUCGCCCCGCUCUACCCAUCUACCCAUCCGCGCCCGGUCCUCAACCUCGCCGCCGGCGACCUGCACGAUACGAGCAAUCGUCCAGUCUCUCCCGACCAAAGAUCUUCCGCCACUUCGCGCACCCCAUUCCGACCCGGCGAGAUGAUCCACGCAACCGUCUCGUCCACCACCGCCCCACAAUCCGGUCCUGCGGCGCUGCCCGCAAGCUCAAGCUCUGUCGUCACGCUAGAGGUGGCCACGUACGGCGGCGGCGGCGAGCGAGAUAUCCUCGGCCUCCUCGCGCCCCCGCGCUGGCACGGUCUUAACCAUACAUUUGCCAUAGUCCAGCUGCCACAGGACCAGAGCAGCAUGUUGCGGGUGCUGCUGUACAUGGCGCCCGCGCCUAGCUACGACAUGUCGCCGCCGCCGCCAGGCAACAACUCCACCCACCACCACAACCACCACCACCAGGUCGCGUACCCCAUGGUCAUCGACCGCCACGUCGGCGCCAUCAGGCGCGCAGCGGGCAAUACAAGUAAUACACAGCCGGCCGCCGACACGAGGAGGCUACAGGUCGUUCGGGAUAAUAUGGGGCUCAUUGAGCGCCCCGACAGCCCACUCCCAGUCGACGGAUUGGAAAUCCGGACCGACAUGGGCCGUGCUGACACGGGCAGCCGGGAUGAGGAAGAUCUAUAA
This is a messenger RNA of Lasiosphaeria miniovina, 1275 nucleotides long. RefSeq lists its product as uncharacterized. The record is from RefSeq and is a predicted model, not a curated record. NCBI's taxonomy places the organism in Eukaryota, Fungi, Ascomycota, Sordariomycetes, Sordariales, Lasiosphaeriaceae. The transcript has 4 exons. The coding region runs from base 1 to 1275 and encodes 424 amino acids.